AUGCAGGCUCAGUUGGAUCGAGUUGGCUGUUUUCCUUAUUCUGCGGUAGAAGGAGCACAAGCGAACGAUUUGCCCAAUCCCGUACCUGAAACCGUUAAGUUGGCACGCCAAGAAGCGUUCAUGGCAUUAGCAAGCGAGAUUUCUACUGCACGAUUGCAGUUGAAAGUUGGUAAACGUUGUAAGGUCAUUAUCGAUCAAGUCAGUGCACAAGGUGGUAUAGGACGUACGAUGGGAGAUGCUCCAGAGAUUGAUGGAGUUGUUUAUAUUCAACCAGCAACAAAGGCCUCUAAACGUUAUCGAGUGGGAGAUAUU
Molecule: messenger RNA, 312 nt
Organism: Darwinula stevensoni
Lineage: Eukaryota; Metazoa; Arthropoda; Ostracoda; Podocopida; Darwinulidae
Source: the annotation of a GenBank genome assembly